Messenger RNA from Trifolium pratense (red clover), 1912 nucleotides. RefSeq names its product zinc finger protein ZPR1-like. The coding region runs from base 161 to 1654 and encodes 497 amino acids. NCBI's taxonomy places the organism in Eukaryota, Viridiplantae, Streptophyta, Magnoliopsida, Fabales, Fabaceae. The record is from RefSeq and is a predicted model, not a curated record. The transcript has 16 exons. Gene Ontology annotation, molecular function: zinc ion binding. Gene Ontology annotation, cellular component: nucleus; cytoplasm.
GAAGAGAUAUACCUAGACUAUAGACAGACCCUGGUUCUUUCUAGUUCCUUCGCCGAAGUCUCAACGAACUCACAGUAUAUUCCUAACUAACAAAAGACGCUGAAUACAAUACAAUACAAUACAAUAGAGUAUUCAUUCAAUUUCGUGCAAAAUCAACAAAAUGGAAUCGAAUAUCAACAACAAUCGAGAGCAAAUCGUAGACGUUGGAUCAGUGGUUGAAGCUGUUUCUGCUGACGCCGGCGAUGCACCGCUUUACACCCUCGAAUCCCUCUGCAUGCGUUGUCAUCAAAAUGGAACUACAAGGUUUUUAUUUACUAUAAUUCCGAACUUCAGGAAGAUUUUGUUGUCGGCUUUUGAAUGUCCUCAUUGUGGCGAGAGGAACAAUGAAGUGCAGUUUGCUGGUGAAAUUCAACCACGCGGUUGUUGUUACUCGCUAGAGAUCCCAGCGGGUGAACAGAAGAUGCUCAAUCGCCAAGUGGUAAAAUCAGAAUCUGCUACCAUUAAGAUACCUGAACUCGAUUUUGAAAUUCCACCGGAGGCACAACGUGGUAUUCUCUCAACGGUAGAAGGGAUACUAACGCGAGCUGCCGAUGAACUUCAAGCUCUACAAGAGGAACGCAGGAAAGUAGCUCCAGAGACGGCUGAUGCGAUUGAUCAGUUCUUGGUGAAGUUGCAAGCCUGUGCAACAUCAGAAUUGUCCUUCACGUUUUUUAUUGAUGAUCCUGCUGGAAAUAGUUUCAUUGAAAAUCCGUUUGCACCGUCAUCUGAUCCAUCACUGACGAUAAAGUAUUAUGAGCGAACUCCUGAGCAACAAGCACUAUUGGGGUACACACAGACUGAAGGAACUCGUGAUGCAGCACCAGAAGGUGGAGAAGCUGUGGCUUCGAGGAGAACAAGGAGACAACCGCAUGGGUCAGUUGGGGCAGCAGCCGGUCAGCGAGCCAUUGCACAGAGUAAUAGUGCAGAAAUUGCAGAUGCCUUAUUUCGAUAUAGUGCACCAGAAGAGGUGAUGACUUUCCCGUCUACCUGUGGAACUUGUGCCGCCAAGUGUGAAACUCGAAUGUUUGUCACCAAUAUUCCAUAUUUUCAAGAAGUAAUUGUUAUGGCAUCUACAUGUGAUGCUUGUGGUUACCGCAACUCUGAGGUGAAACCAGGUGGACGGAUUCCUGAAAAGGGAAAAAAGAUUACUCUUCAUGUGAAAAAUGUUAAGGACCUGAGCCGGGAUGUGAUUAAGUCUGAUACUGCAAGUGUAAUGGUUCCUGAACUUGACUUGGAGUUGGCCAGCGGCACUCUGGGAGGACUUGUUACAACUAUUGAAGGUUUGAUUACAAAUAUCAGUGGAAGCCUUGAAAAGGUCCAUGGGUAUAGUUUUGGAGAUAGUCUUGAGGACCACAGAAAAAGCAAGUGGCUAGACUUUCAAACAAGGCUAAACAAGCUUCUUAGCUUGGAUGAAGCCUGGACUCUAAUUCUUGAUGAUGCAUUGGCUAAUUCUUUUGUAGCACCUGUAACUGAUGAUCUCAAAGACGACCAUCAAUUAACAUUUGAGGAGUAUGAGAGAUCAUGGGAGCAAAAUGAAGAACUGGGACUGAAUGAUAUGGACACCUCUUCUGCGGAUGCUGCAUAUGAAUCAACAAACACUACUAAUACUGUGUGAACAUCAUCUAUAACUCUUCUUUCCUCUCUUCUAAAACAAGGAGGGAAAAAACAUAAUGAAGGAUGAAAAAUUUUGUGCUUUUAAUAGCUAGGAAACAUAGAAAGUAAGGAAAUGCUAGUUGUCUUUUUUAAUGGCUUAUUUGAUCUGCUGUUAUAUCAAGGUGACGAUUAACUUUUGUCAUCAUUUCUUUCUUAUUUUAUGAUAAGAUUUGAUAACUUGUGUAAUCCUUCUUGAGAUAGUUAUAUUAUGUCUCGAAAA